Rosa rugosa (rugosa rose) is the source of this 1922-nucleotide messenger RNA. RefSeq names its product peptide chain release factor PrfB2, chloroplastic. Gene Ontology annotation, cellular component: cytoplasm. The record is from RefSeq and is a predicted model, not a curated record. Gene Ontology annotation, molecular function: translation release factor activity, codon specific. Gene Ontology annotation, biological process: translational termination. The transcript is spliced from 7 exons. NCBI's taxonomy places the organism in Eukaryota, Viridiplantae, Streptophyta, Magnoliopsida, Rosales, Rosaceae. The coding region runs from base 134 to 1678 and encodes 514 amino acids.
AAUAAAGCGACGCCGUUUUGCGCUUAAAUGCGCGAGCUUAUGUGCUUGAACGUCGUCGUUUUGGUCUUCUUCUAAAUUUAUUGGAGCUCCGGUUAAAACCCUGGAGAAGAAGAAAAUCUGCUAAACCCUAAAAAUGUCAUCUUUCCUGUUCAGAAAAAGAGCAAGUAGUAGUAGAUGCUGGGGGGUUCUCUGCCGAAACCCUAAAGCUGAAUCUCAAUUUGGUUAUCUCAAUAAACCCCCAAAACCUCAGAAUGUCACAAGCUCAGUUGAAAUUCCGGGGGUUUUGGAUCCUGGGUCUUCUUCAUUUUCACCCAAAACCUCUAAAACCCUAUCUGGGUCUCUCCAGAACAUCAAAAACUCAAUUGCUUCCGGUGAAAGUUUUGGGCUUUCUUCUAAUUUGGGGGUUCCAGUUGUGAGAAGCUUAUGUGGGUUUCAUGGUGGAAUUGCAACUUGUAGCUUGGUUCGAUUUUAUGGGACUCAGGCUGCUCAGGAGCCUUCGACCGCUGAUGGGCUCACAGUUGAUCGAAUCCUUAAUAGUGAGUGGUCAAUUAUGGCAGAGGAUGAGAGUGAUUGGAAGAGUCACGCUGCUGCAAUUGCCCAAUCAGUUCAUCUUAUUAAGAAGCGUUUGCAGUGGAAGAAGUUGCUGGUGAGGUUGGAUAUGUUAUCAGUGGAGCUGAACAAGCCAGACCUUUGGAAUGAUCCUGUACAUGCCGGGAAGAUAAGUCGCGAGCAUGGUUCACUGAUGGGAAAAAUGAAAGAAGUGAAGGCAUUUGAGCAGGAAUUGCUUGAGCAUGUGGACAUGAUAAAGCUUGCUCGGGAGGAGAAUGACGUGGAGUUGGAAUCGGAAUCCAUGAAGGCUUUACUUGAGAUGAGAAGAACUUCAAAGGAGAAAGAGACCCAAGCUUUGUUAGCUGGGGAGCAGGAUCCUUGCUCAUGUUAUAUAGAGGUGCAAUCGGGAGCUGGGGGUACAGAGAGCAAUGACUGGGCAGCGAUGGUCAUGCAGAUGUAUAAAAUGUGGGCUCAACGCCGUGGAUAUAAAAUGACCGUGGUGGAUGAAAUGCCUGGUGAGAUUGCGGGAAUCAAGCGGGCAACUAUCAAAGUUGAUGGUGAAUAUGCUUUUGGAUAUGCCAAAGCAGAAGUAGGAGUGCACAGGUUGGUACGUAUCUCACCUUUUGACAGUAAUAAGCGCAGACAUACUUCAUUUGCUGCUGUCGCUGUGACUCCAAUCCUGGGAGAUGUAUCUGCUCAUGUACAAAUUAAUGAAUCUGAUCUGCGUAUCGAGCGUUUUCGUUCGGGGGGAUCUGGAGGCCAGCACGCUAAUACGACUGAUAGUGCUGUGAGGAUUGUUCACAUUCCCACUGGAAUAACUGCCACUUGUCAAAAUGAAAGAUCACAACAUCAGAAUAAGGCUUCAGCAAUGGCUGUUAUCCAAGCAAGAGUGGACCAGCUUGAAAUGGCACGCCAGACUCAGAAGAAUGCACAAUAUUCACAAUCUCUUACUGAUAUAACCUGGGGCAGCCAGAUACGCAGCUACGUGCUCCAGCCAUACCGCAUGGUGAAAGAUCUCAGAACCAAUUAUGAAGUCUCUGAUCCUGAUUCUGUCCUUGAGGGAGAUCUAGACGGUUUUAUCUUGAGUUAUUUAUCAGCUUCCUUGGAUAAAGAUGAAGAUGACCGCUAAAUGAGUUUUGUUUCGAGAUUUGGAAAUAAACCCUGCAUAUCUUUAGCAAAGCUGAAUAUUUGCUGCAUGCCAAUGCGUCAAAAUUGUGAUAGAUUUCAGUCAUUUGACAGCAGAACAAUCAGCGGAAGGAUAACCCUUCAAAGCCAACAGGAGUACGCUAUGUGCCAUUUGUAUAUUCAGUGAAAAGAUAGAAUGUCUAAGUACUUGAUAUGAUUCUUUGAUAUCAGAGAAGUUUUGGUGACAA